ACUAAGACACCGCUCAUUAUUAUAAAAAGGGCUCGUUCAAGAUGCCUUGUUCAGUCAUAAGCAUAUAUUUCCCACAUUCCUAAUUAGUUCUAAUCAACACACAACAAGCAAGAUGAAAUUCAUUCUGGCAUUUUUCUUAUCCAUUGUGGGAGUUGCUACAGCUGGUUCCUAUGAACAUCCCUAUCCACAGGUUUAUGCACCAGCAGUAGCACCAGCAUACUAUCCAGCCGUGAACUAUGCUCCAGCUGCACCCCCCAACAACCGCGACGUAGCCGCUUCUCCCUACAGCAAAUACCCAGCUGCGGUUCCCUACAAUCGCGACGUUGCCGGUCCUUCAGCUGCAGCUUCCCAUAACCGCGACGUUGCCGCUUCUCCCUACAGCAAAUACCCAGCUGCAGUUCCCUACAAUCGCGACGUUGCCGGUCCUUCAGUUGCAGCUUCCCAUAACCGCGACGUUGCCGCUUCUCCCUACAGCAAAUACCCAGCUGCAGUUCCCUACAAUCGCGACGUUGCCGGUCCUUCAGCUGCAGCUUCCCAUAACCGCGACGUUGCCGCUUCUCCCUACAGCAAAUACCCAGCUGCAGUUCCCUACAAUCGCGAUGUUGCCGCUUCUUCAGCUGCCUCACCUUAUGGAAGUUACGCUCAACCAGCCUCAGCAGCUCAACCAUCCUCUUACUAUGCGCCAGCUCCUGCUAGUCCCUACUACAACAGUUAUAACUAUGCUCCAGUAGCUCCAGUAUCCGCUCCAGCUCCAGUCGCUGCUCCAGCUCCAGUAUCCGCUCCAGCUCCAGUCGCUGCUCCAGCUCCAGUAUCCGUUCCAGCUCCAGUAUCAGCUCCAGCAAGACCCUACACUGCGGCUGCUCCUCCCCCUAAUGCAGUGGAAGCCUACAUCUUCACUCCAGCCCAGGUGGUCGGGUACGCCCCAGGACCAGCUGUGGGAGCCUCCACUGCUUAUGGAAAAUGGGAUUAACGAUAAUGGUUACUGGUAAAUUAAAUAAUUUGAGCCAAUUCCAUGUUG
This is a messenger RNA of Nilaparvata lugens (brown planthopper), 1018 nucleotides long. Its product is annotated as skin secretory protein xP2-like. Bases 113 to 970 code for a protein of 285 amino acids. The transcript is spliced from 3 exons. Lineage: Eukaryota; Metazoa; Arthropoda; Insecta; Hemiptera; Delphacidae. The record is from RefSeq and is a predicted model, not a curated record.